Varroa destructor (honeybee mite) is the source of this 3668-nucleotide messenger RNA. RefSeq names its product trehalose transporter 1-like protein. Gene Ontology annotation, cellular component: membrane. Gene Ontology annotation, molecular function: sugar transmembrane transporter activity. Lineage: Eukaryota; Metazoa; Arthropoda; Arachnida; Mesostigmata; Varroidae. The record is from RefSeq and is a predicted model, not a curated record. Gene Ontology annotation, biological process: transmembrane transport; carbohydrate transport.
AUCUGUUGCCAAGCGAUUUUCUAGACAGUGGUUCUAUUUUUCCUCGCUUCCAGGGCAAUAAUAGCUUUUUGUUGACGGCUAGCUCGGGGAGGCAAGUGAGCAACACAAUGCCGUCUAUAGGCUAAUUGAUUGCGCGUCAAGUAUUGUUUGCCAUGACAAGAUUUAUCUCAGUUUGGCACGGAAAAGCUCAGCUAUUAACGACUCUGAACAGUUGGCUGACCGUUUGGUUAUAGCGCACGCGACGUUGAGAAUCCGCCCCUCGAUAAAAGCGAUAGCCAAUACAAGGGAAAGCGACCAGCUAGACGGAAGCGAUGACUCGAAAGAGAGAUGACCAGCCUGCGAACCUCGCUCAUCGGUGCGUGUCAUGGUCGGCACUGAUCCUUCAAUCGAAUCGUCAACUUUACGGCAACUUGUAUCAGUGCUUAACUCCAUUGUGUCGUGCGCUAAUCCAGGAUAGCUUAAGAGAAAUAAUAUGCUUACAUUGGCUUCGGGAUGAGCCCGUUUCAUGGCGCACAAUCACUCCAUCAAUUUGUAAACGCCCAGUCUACUAUUGGUGUCCCUUGAAAUUGAAGUGGUCGACAGUUGGGACACGACCGGAAGACGUUCAAGCAAUCUUGCGUAAAGUCGAGCAAGAUUUAGACCACAAACAGAGACAAAGGAAUUCGACGCUUCAACAACUGUGAAAUCAAUCAAGAUCAGAGUUUAGUGUUCUUGCAGUGAGACGGCACAGGAUUCUGACGGGUGCGAACAUGUCGUCAGACUAUAAUGAUCACGCAUCAGCGAAGCGGCGCUAUAUGCACGUCGCAUUCGCAGCUUACCUCGGAUCACUGUCGAUUGGCCUGGCUGUCGGUUUUUCAUCACCGGCUAUGGAGGAAUUGGCAGGCGAAUUCGACAAAUUAGACAAGUCGUUAUUUGGGAGUAUCCUGACAAUCGGCGCCCUUAUCGGCGGACUUUUAGCUGGUGUUGCUGGUGAAAAAAUUGGUCGCAGAGGCACGAUUCUAGCCACGACAGGGCUGUUUUCCGUUGGCUGGCUGCUGGUCCUUACCAGACAGAACGCAGCUAUGCUCUAUAGUGCCCGCUUUAUUCUAGGGACAGCAUGUGGUAUUAAUUGUAUGAUAGUGCCUGUCUACUUGGGAGAGGUGAGCACUCCAGAACACCGUGGAAUGCUGGGUACUGGUCAUCAAUUUAGCACUGUUUUCGGCGUCUUUAUAGCCUACUGUUUAGGUUCUGUCAUCAAUGUGACACUGUUAGCCAUAGCAUCCUUGGUGCCCGUCGCAGCUACCACCAUUAUGUUCUUUAUGCCCGAAUCACCAACUUGGCUGGUCAAAAAGGGCAGACCCGACACCGAGCUCAUGUUUUCCCUAUACUCUCUCUUCGGGCGAACAAGGUACGCGGAGGCGCAACGCGAUAUUCUAAUGGACUUAAAAGAAGACGACGGCAGCUAUUUUACUAUCUCGGAUAUGGUCAGACCCCCAAUUCUGAAGCCACUUGGUCUGGCACUGUCGCUCAUGUUUCUCCAGCAAAUGUCGGGCAUUAACGCUGUGAUUUUCUACAUGAAGGACAUUUUCGCAUCAGCCAAGACAUCGAUAGAUGAAAACGUGGAGGCUAUCAUCAUCGGCGGGAUUCAAGUCAUCUUUACGAUUCCGACUGCCAUCAUGAUUGAUCGUGCUGGCCGUCGCGUUCUUCUGCACAUUGCUGGCAUCAUUGAAGCCGUUGGGUUGGCCCUGCUCAUUAGUUUCUACCUAAUAAAGCACAGUUAUCCAGAAACAGCUAGUCACAUGGCAUUCCUUCCUGUGAGCGCUUUGUCACUCUACGUGACUGGAUUUGCAAUAGGCUACGGGCCCAUACCCUGGUUAAUGAUGGGCGAACUGAUUCCUGAUCGGGCUCGUGGCGUUGGCACAGGCCUCUUAACCGCGUUUAACUGGUUCUGCGCUUUUCUGGUCACAAAUUUGUUCCCAAAGAUAAUGGACCACUUUGGAGAAGAGGUGGCCUAUGGAAUCUUUUUAGGUAUAGUGAGUAUCGGCGUCAUCUACGUUUUCGUCUUUAUACCAGAAACAAAGGGUAAGACCUUUGAGGAAAUCGAAAUAAUGUUCCAGAGUCCACAAUUAGACAUAUCGAUCGAAAGCGGCGGCCAAAGGAAUGGUUUGCAAGUCGUGUAGCACGAGAAGAGUCAGAUCACAGUCACGAACUCUGCUACUGUUAUAUGCAUUUAUGAAGUAAUAACUAACCAUUGGUGUCAACGUACGCUGACUAAGACUAAUGAAGACGAUGUGCAAAACAUUCACAUAUAAAUUAUGUAACACAUACAACUACAAAAUAGUAUAGCCAGGUUGCCAAAACGUAUGAUAAGAUCUUGAAGAAUUCCAAUGACGAUCGUGAUGAUGUAGCUAUAGUAGAAAUAAUGACUCGAUCAUAACGUCUUAUAUAUAAUAUGAUAAUUAAUUUAUAUUAUUUUACAAUGCAAAAAACACUUCUGCUAGUUUUUCCUUGGUUCUGUUAUGUCACAGACUGCGUGAGCAUUGGACGAAAUACACAUUUUAAUAUUUAUACAAUAUAUAGCCAAAAAACCAUUCAACAUAUUGGUAGAUCAAAGCCGUCAUACAUAUUUCAAAUCAGACCAGUAGCAUUUUACGUCAGAGUGAACGGGAUAAAUAAUAAUAAUAAUUAAGAAAGAAAAACUUUGAUGGUGGUGUAAUAGUAGUUUACCGAUCGUAUUAAUGCAAAAACAGUAGACCCCGCUAUAUGACAAUCAACUUAAAUUAAUUAAUUAAAUUGUAUAUAUAUAAGUUCGGCGGAAGUUUACGUUGCACUUCUGCUAUUGGCAAAUCUGCGUGAGCUUACAUGAUGAAGAUGAAUCUUUUUUGCCAUAACAUUCCCAUGUGGAAAUGCGAAAACAUUUGUUUCGCUCUUAAUAUCAUAUUGAUUUGACGACUUCAUCACUCAUUUUUGUAAAAUCUAUGUGAAAACAUUUGUAGAGGGCGGAAAGGUUUAGUAUCAUGACUCAUUAAAAAUGUUUGGUUAUGUUUCUUUAGAGGUCCCUUUCAUUCUGGAUACUUUUGCGAGCUUCGCGAACUUUUUUUUAGUCAGAAUAUAACCCCUAAAAUGUAACGACUAUGGAUACUUAUACAUUUUUUUUUGUUCCAGUUAACACUGGACGUAUAUCUUCUAGUCGAUUUAAUCAGUCAUCUACGUCGAUGACUGCGGAGUGGUCUUGAAUGAUUUGCCCUAAGAUAUUACUUAGUUAAUGAUUGUUUUAUGGCUGGCACUGCGGAAAAAUAUGUGAUGGUCGCAGUUGCUGAUUCAAAUCACCUGGAAGGGAGUGAAGCACAAAUCAUCAUUUUCCUAUAUGCACCUGUUAUAUUUUCAUUGAACCUAGAUUGUACCACUGUAUUUUCCGAUUAUUGAAGUAUUGUUGUACUUGUAAGAAAACCAAUAGAAGCUCCGAAUUAAUUAUAAUUAUGUAAUUCAAGUUGUGCUUGUGCUUCGCUGGUUAUACUCACUUUCGAAAGCUUACUUUUGGCUUAUAGAUAAUAUAGAACGUAAUAUUUAGAUAUAUCUGAAGAACAAGCCGCGUUUGACGCUUGACAGGGCCAUUGUGGACAAGGCAGCCCUGGAAGAGUAAAACACCUUCCACGAUUAAGUAGAACUUCUGGGAAUUUUGCUGAAUG